This is a messenger RNA of Amphimedon queenslandica, 1963 nucleotides long. Its product is annotated as sphingosine-1-phosphate lyase 1-like. The transcript has a single exon. Gene Ontology annotation, biological process: sphingolipid catabolic process; carboxylic acid metabolic process. The record is from RefSeq and is a predicted model, not a curated record. Gene Ontology annotation, cellular component: endoplasmic reticulum. Lineage: Eukaryota; Metazoa; Porifera; Demospongiae; Haplosclerida; Niphatidae. Gene Ontology annotation, molecular function: sphinganine-1-phosphate aldolase activity; pyridoxal phosphate binding. Bases 38 to 1747 code for a protein of 569 amino acids.
ACCUAACCCGUCACUAUCUCUGUCUCCAGUAGCCGCCAUGUUGUUCAAACUUCUCUUUCUGGCUGCCAUUACUUUCUUCCUGGCAGUUCUAUGGGAGAGUCCAUCAGCUAGACAUCAGUUUAGAGACGAGUUAGAGAAGGCCAGGGGUCACAUAAACCGCUCAGUUAAAGGCUAUGAAGGAUGGCAGAUCAUAGCUGUGACUGCUGGUGCCACACUCAUCCUUUAUAAACUCUACCUCUUCCUUGUUGGAACUGGAGAGAAGACACUUUGGGAGAGAAUCAAGGGAACCUGUUUUAAAACCGUCCGCUCUCUUCCUUUCAUUAACGGGAAGAUUGAGAAAGAGUUAAAUAAGACACGGAGACUCUUAGAAACUGAACUCUUGACACCAAAACCAGGAGAAACCUUUCACCUUUCGUUACCAGAGAAGGGACUUUCACACGAAGAAAUAAUGAAAGAACUGGAUGGAAUGGAUAAACUUGAACCAUACGACUGGCGAAAAGGAUACACUUCAGGAUGUGCUUAUAACUGCGACGAUAAAUUAACUAAAAUAACUUGUGAUGUAUUUCGGAGAUACUGCUGGACUAACCCACUUCAUCCUGACAUAUUCCCUCAAAUCCGUAAGAUGGAGGCUGAGAUUGUUCAAUGGACGGCUAAACUGUUCAACGGAGGCAGCACGUCCUGUGGGUGUGUCACUUCUGGAGGAACCGAGAGUAUUAUGUUGGCAAUGAAAGCUUAUCGUGGGGUUGGGUACUCUAAAGGUAUCCAGUAUCCCGAGAUAUUAUGUUCUAGCGCUACGCAUGCCGCGUUCAAUAAAGCAGCUCAUUACCUUCGGAUGAAAAUAACGAUCAUUAAAUGUGAUCCACUCUCUCGUCAGGUUGACGUUAAGGCCAUGGCUCGUGCUAUUAAUAGUAACACUGUCGUGUUAGUGGCCAACGCCCCCCAAUACCCGCACGGGGUCAUCGACCCGAUACAGAAGAUAAGUGAACUGGCUCUUAAGAAUAAGAUAGGACUUCACGUGGACUCUUGUCUCGGAGGGUUUCUACUUCCUUUUAUGGAAAGUGCAGGAUACCCUUUAGAUCCGUUUGAUUUCAGGGUACCAGGUGUUACUAGUAUCUCAGCAGACACUCAUAAGUAUGGUUACACUACUAAAGGUUCUUCGGUCGUCUUGUAUCGCAAUAAGGAACUCCGCCAGCACCAGUUCUUUGUGGUGACAGAUUGGGAGGGAGGGAUCUAUCCAUCAGCAUCUGUUGCUGGUAGCAGACCAGGUGGUAUUAUAGCUGCCACGUGGGCAGCAAUGAUGUAUAUGGGUAUGGAUGGGUAUGUUGAAUCCACUCGGUCUAUUGUUAAGACAACUCGCUGGUUGGCACAAGAGCUGAACUCCAUCCCCCACCUCUAUGUGAUGGGUAAUCCCAUGGUUAAUGUGGUCGCUAUUGCGUCUAAGGAUUUCAAUAUUUACGAGUUAAACGAGGAAAUGCGUAAAAGGAACUGGAGCCUGAACCCCCUCCAGUUUCCCCCUGCCGUUCACAUCUGUGUCACUAUGAUACACACUAGGGAUGGUAUGGAUCUAAAGUUUCUAAAUGACGUCAAGGAGUGUGUCUCCCUCAUCAUGAAGGAUCCUGGUAAGAAGGUCUCUGGAGCAGCUGCUGUUUAUGGUACAUCACAGGCAAUUCCUGACCGCUCCAUAAUAUCUGAUAUCGGGUACCAUUAUCUCAACGUUAGCCUCACAGCUGCACCUCUUGAGAAUUAAAGACUGUAAGAAUAUACCGUCGUUGAUAUUGUUAUUAUUAUUACUAUUAUUAUUAAUUAUUAUUAUUUAUUAUUAUUAAUAUUCUCUUGACACACAUAAUAAUCAUUCGGUACCCACACUAUUACUGUUGUUGUUAUUAUUAAUUGUAUUUAAGGAUCAUUUGUGAUUGUUUAUUGUAGUUUGAUUUUCAGUUUACACAAACAGUUAAAGAAUGUA